Messenger RNA from Rhododendron vialii, 1111 nucleotides. RefSeq names its product transcription factor ILR3-like. The transcript is spliced from 5 exons. The record is from RefSeq and is a predicted model, not a curated record. Gene Ontology annotation, biological process: intracellular iron ion homeostasis; regulation of DNA-templated transcription. Gene Ontology annotation, molecular function: protein dimerization activity; DNA-binding transcription factor activity. Lineage: Eukaryota; Viridiplantae; Streptophyta; Magnoliopsida; Ericales; Ericaceae. Bases 141 to 887 code for a protein of 248 amino acids.
CGUUUACUUUUGCGGACAAGUUGACACUGUGACAGCAUGAUAUGGACGCUGUCACUCUCAACGCUUUCGUCUCUUCCAUUCCCUUCUCUGCUCAAUUAUCAUCAAUACCCACUCUCUGACCAUAAACAUUUUCACAAAAAAUGUUUGGGAAUUCAAUGGAAAUUGACAGUACUUCAGAGAACUCGAUUUGGCUAUUCGACUAUGGCUUAAUGGAAGACAUCUCCGCCAUCCCAGACGGAGACUUACCGGCUGCGCCACCGGUGACCACCUGCUUCAGCUGGCCGUCGCAGGAGAUCAAUAAUUGCUCUAACGUAAGUGUGGAUAUUGACAGCUCAUUUGGGGAUUCAGAAGCCGUUGAGGAAACUGGCUUGCGGAAAAGGUUGAAGUCUGAAUCAUGCAAUGCAUUGGGCACCAAAGCAUGUCGGGAGAAAUCACGAAGAGAUAGGCUGAAUGAGAGGUUCGUGGAAUUGGGUUCUGUUCUGGAGCCUGGAAGGCCCCCCAAUACAGACAAGGCUGCUAUUUUAGGUGAUGCUGUCCGCAUGGUGAGACAGCUACGAAGCAAAGCCCAGAAGCUAAGGGAGUCAAAUGAGGAUUUGCAAGAGAAGAUUAAAGAACUGAAGGCUGAGAAGAACGAGCUCCGCAUUGAGAAGCAGACUAUGAAGGAAGAAAAGGAGAAGCUGGAGCACCAAGUCAAAGCCUUGACUUCACAUCCAGGCUUCCUGCCUCAUCCAUUUGCAAUGCCUGUUGCAUAUGGUGCUCAUGGGCAAACCCCUGAUCACAAGUUAAUGCCUUUCAUCACUUUUCCUAGCAUUGCCAUGUGGCAAUUAAUACCGCCCGCUGUGCGUGACACGUCGCAUGACCACGUCCUCCAUCCUCCGGUUGCUUAAGUUUGUCGAUUGACGGUCGGUCUAUGUACAUUUCCUCCUUUCCAAAGAUUUUUCAUUUGUAGUUAUACAUCCUAUUGUUGUUAUCAACCAUGUUGAUGUUGGUUUCUUGAUAUGUUAGAACCUUAUUAGGUGGAUGAUAAUGUUUAGGAACUGAAUACUCUAAGAUGUCUAUGCUGAUUGUCUGUAACAUACAUAAUACGUAGUACAAUAUUUUUCUCUUUCUA